This is a messenger RNA of Mercenaria mercenaria, 5596 nucleotides long. RefSeq names its product AP2/ERF domain-containing protein PFD0985w-like. The transcript is spliced from 5 exons. Gene Ontology annotation, cellular component: membrane; cytosol. The coding region runs from base 1 to 1977 and encodes 658 amino acids. The record is from RefSeq and is a predicted model, not a curated record. Lineage: Eukaryota; Metazoa; Mollusca; Bivalvia; Venerida; Veneridae.
AUGAUACAGGUCAUCGGUGAUCUACAACUUUUUGAAGAGGAAUUUUGGAUUUUCCCUGCAAAUUUGUCUGUUGAUGAAGAAACAAGUGAUAGAUGUAUGUCUGAGCUGAUUGGUUCUCACAAGUCACAUGGGGAAUCAUGUGACAUCAGCAGUAUAUGUGCACAUACAAUGACAGCCCCAGGGUUGCUGGGAUAUGGCAUCACUCAUCAAAUUCUGUGGACUAUGCUAGCUGAUAAGGCUGGUUGUACUGCGAAGCUUCAGGCACGACUUUUUGAACUAGGACGUGGUGACAUGACAACUUUGAGACAGGAACUCUGUACCAAUAACUACAUUCAGUUGAGAGAAACUGUGGCAAAAUUUUCUAAUGGGAUAAUUCCGGCAAUCCAGGAUCUUUUUCUUGAACAAAUGUUUGUGUGUCCAAGUCUGGGAUUUGUCGAGUUUUUAGACUUAGAUUUUCUACCACAAAUUCUGUCAUGGCAGUCAGAAAGUGGUUGCUACGGUAAAAUGAAAAGAAUGAAGAACAACAAGCCACUAAGAUUAGAUCCAGAAUUAACUGGUGAAAUCGGUGAAGAUUAUGUGGAUGAAGAAGAAGAGAAGAACAAAGCAGAUAUAUUUGCACAAGUCAAAGCUGUAGAUGUGAUAAAAAGUAAAAUGAAUAGAACAGCAGAAAAUUUGAGAUUAGAAAGCAAGCUGCAUGACAACAGGAAGUUCCAGAAACAAAAUGAUGCAGUAUGGGAAAUGUCAGAACACAAAGGGAGAAAACUCUUAGUUGAGAAAUCAAUGUCAGGCGGAUGUCUUGCCCAUAAAACAGCAGUUGCUAGUGGUGCUCUGAUCAUGUACUUAAGGUAUUUGUGUGAGCCUGAUGCUAACAAGCUAUUUUCGGUAAAACGUAAAUUACGCUCUGCCGAACCACUCCUGGACAGAGGUAAAAUUGUUAACAUUCCUCAACAAGUUAAUCCUGCUCAGAAUAAUGGUUCAGCUAUUGGUGGUGGUGCUAUAUAUCAGAAAAAUAUCCUUGCCAACAGACACGAUCUUAAUGGUGAUGGUGGUGGAGGGAUAGAAAAGCUGAAAAUGAACUUGAAUAGGGAAAAUGAACUUGUAAAUCCUUUAGAUCGACUUGAUAAAUUUCAUAAAACUUUUGAGGAAUUUAAGAAUACGUCAAAUGCAAAAAUUGAGUUAAAUGGAAAAGAGUCUAUACAAGAAUUAAAUAUAAUUAAUAAGGCAGGUGCAAUAAAACCAAUAGAAGAUAAGCUAGUCAUAAAUGAUAAACUUGAUGCUAAUAAAGAUGAUGAAAAUUAUGAUUAUAAAUAUGAUGAUAAUAACGAAAAUGAUGAUGAGGAUGAGGAGGAGGAUGAGGACGAAGAUGAAGAUGAAGAGUAUCCCGAUUAUGAUAAACGAGACGAUGGUGAAAUUGAUCGAAAUUUGAAUCAGUAUUAUGACAAAGAUCAAAAUGGUGAGUUAAAACCUAUGGAUGAUAAUGAUAAUAACCCUGAUAAUGAUAAUGAUGAUGAUGAUGAUGAUUAUAAUGCAGAUGAUGGUUAUAAUGAUGGUUAUGACGAUAAUGAUCAAGAAAACGUACAUCCACACAUUAACGCUCGCAAUAUUGGGCAUGGCAAGAGUAGAGACUAUGAUAAAGAGGGAUUUGAUGACGACGAUGAUAGGUUGAAAAUUGUGAAAGAUUAUGAUGACGAUGAAGAAGAUGGUGAUGAUUACGAGUAUGAUGAUAAAAAUGACAUGAUUGAACAGAGACAAGAAGAAGAGACAAAAAACGAAUUUAUUCUUGGUAAACCUGAGAAAAAGGUUAUAGACUCUCGCCGACCAGUUAUGGCAGGCGAACACAUAUCAGAACAAUCCAUGUUAUCAACAACGACGUUUGUAAUUUUCAUUAUAUCAUUAGUUAUUUUAGUUGUUUUAUAUCGAUUUAUUCGAAAAAGACGAAUUAGGUUGAGGAUGGGGCAUAAAUACUUUCAUGUUUGAAUUUACUGUGAUAUAGCAAUACAAAAAGAUGCCAUUUUGUGAAUAAUGCCAUAUGCGUAUGUAAGUGCUAAAUGUUAUACGUGACAACUUAUUUGUUAAGUGCAUUAAAGGGGCAUACCUGCAGAUUUAUGUCAGAUUUUAAAAAUACUUCCAUUUGUUAAUCUUUAUGAGUAAUGCAAAGUAAUUCAGUGAGUACUCUACAGUAUUUAUUAAUAAAUACUUAAUAAAGGUUUGGUUUCUAAUCAGUAAAUGUAGAAAAGCUGUCUACGUCAUUAGUUGCAUACUAAAUCAAAGCCUUGAAAUGUCUGAUGGUUGCGGGUUUUUGGUAGAUUUAAUUUCUGUUAAAAUGCUAGUCUAUGCAUAUACAUGAAUGACUGAGAAAUGAAUACAAAUUUAAUGUGCCUCAUAUCUAAGAUGAACUCUGCCUGACCCAGCUUGUGAUGUAACCAUGGGCUGGAAUACCUUAUCAUGGAUAGAUUUUAUAUAAUCUAAAUGGUCAGUGCGUGUGGAUACAGGUUGAAUAAGAACUGCUAGUUCAUUGAAAAUUCAUCCGCAUUGUUCAUGAAUGGGACUAUUUUGUGUAGCACAUCCUUUGGAUGUGAUUCGGAAUCAAAUAAAGAUGAUAUGAUUGUCAGAAAUACACUUUAAUUUUGGUAGCGGGAUAAACCCGCAACCAAAAAAUAAUUGAUGUAAGAUUGACAAAAUUUAAUUCAGUAUCAUUUUCAUGAAGUAUAAAUUGCACCAAGUUGUGAUAUUUAAUAUUCUUAAAGAUAUUGCUGUUGUUGUUGUUUUUGUUUUUAUUUCUUUUUUUUCUUUUUUUCAAUUUAUUUUGGGAUGUACAACUAGAGGUAUGCCCCUUUAAAAAGCGAUUAAGGAUGUUUGUCACUUUAAAUUUUGAAUAUUUUUUACAUUGUUGAGAGUCAGUUUUGAACAUUUAGUUAGAAUGAGGAAGUUGUUAUAUUUAGCCUCUAAUGUUAAGGUUGGGUGAAAAUUUUUAAAUGAAUUAACUUUAAGGAAGGCUGGAAGAGCCAUUCAAAAACAUUUUUUCAUUGUCUUGUUAAUCAGAUAUCUUUUGUUGAUUUUUUAAAAUGAUUGUUUCUAAGGAUAUGCAGGAAAUGAUUAUUAUUGGUCGUUCUUUAGAUCAGAUGUUUAAAAUAGUAUUUGAAGAUGUAAGAUAAAAGUAUAUCCUGGUUGUUUUUACAGACAAACCUGAGCUAAAGGUCACCUGUGAACAAAAACCUCCUGAUUCCAAGAUCUUUUAGUUUUAUAUAAGAAUUAAAAAUUUGCAGUGCACUGUGAAAUCAGCAAUUUUUGUUUGGGAUAAAUCUUUGUGGAUUCACGGUUCCAUCAGUGGUUGAAAUUAAACCCCCAGUGAACAAAGUAUUAAUAAAAUUAAACCAGUACUAUUGAUUUUAUGUUAACCCUUACCCUGCUAAAUUUCUGUAAUGAACUUGUCCAUCUUUCAAUAUGGACAUUACCAUUAAUUGUUAAAAGGGGUAAUUACCAAAAAUAUACUGACUGAAUGGCGAACAGUGCAGAUCAUUAUCAGACUGCACAGAUAUGCAGACUGAUCAUGAUCUACACUGGUCCCAAUGGAAGAAUCAAUUGUGUCCAGCAUGAUAAGGAUUAAGAAUACGAAAUCCAGGGAAAAUAUCAGUUUUUGUCAUAAAUGAUGAAAUUUCAUGCCAUGGAAAUUGAAUUAUUUCAGUGUAUUUUUAACCUGUGAAAGAAAACCACCUUCACAUGAAAAACCACUUCUCUGCUCUCUCAAUAGUACAUGUAUACACUUACUGACCAGCAAGCCAUUCAGUAAGUGUUUUAUUACAUGACAUCAUCAGAAAUAAAUUUUCGUACUUUUUUUUCUUUCAAGUUUUUACUUAAGCCUAGCAAAAUGUAGUGUUGAACUAUAGACUGGUCAAUAGCACAAACUACAGACCAGUGAUUUAUAUAAGGACUAAGGAGUCCUGUAAAAAUGGUCUUUAUUUACAGGUUUGACUGUAAUUUUAGGUAUUGCAUAAUAUGUACAAAAAUGCAGUUUUUUGCUUUUAUUUUUAGCUCAUCUGAUUUUUUGAAAAAAAAUGAUGAGUUAUUUUCAUCACUUGAGCGGUUGUCGGCGUCGGCGUCGGCGUUGCCUGGUUAAGUUUUAUGUUUAGGUCAGCUUUUCUCCUAAACUAUCAAAGCUAUUGCUUUGAAACUUAGAAUACUUGUUCACCAUCAUAAGCUGACCCUGUAUAGCAAGAAACAUAACUCCAUCUUGCUUUUUGCAAGAUUUAUGGCCCCUUUUGUACUUAGAAAAUAUCAGAUUUCUUGGUUAAGUUUUAUGUUUAGGUCAACUUUUCUCCUAAACUAUCAAAGCUAUUGCUUUGAAACUUGGAAUACUUGUUCACCAUCAUAAGCAGACCCUGUACAUCAAGAAACAUAACUCCAUCUUGCUUUUUGCAAGAAUUAUUGCCCCUUUUGGACUUAGAAAAUCAGUUUUCUUGGUUAAGUUUUAUGUUUAGGUCAGCUUUUAUCCUAAACUAUCAAAGCUAUUGCUUUAAAACUUGCAACACUUGUUCACCAUCAUAAGCUGACCCUGUACAGCAAGAAAUAUAACUCCAUCCUGCUUUUUGCAAGAUUUAUGGCCCCUUUUGGACUUAGAAAAUAUCAGAUUUCUUGGUUAAGUUUUAUGUUUAGGUCAACUUUUUCUCUUAAACUUCAAAGCUAUUGCUUUGAAACUUGCAACACUUGUUCACCAUCAUAAGCUGACCCUGUACAGCAAGCAACAUAACUCCAUCCUGCUUUUUGCAAUAAUUAUUGCCCCUUUUGGACUUAGAAAAUCAUUUUCUUGGUUGAGUAUUAUGUUUAAGGCAACUUUUCUCAUAAACUAUCAAAGCUAUUGCUUUAAAACUUGCAACAGUUUUUCACCAUCAUAAGUGGACACUGUACAUCAAGAAACAUAACUCUAUCCUGCUUUUUGCAAGAAUGAUGGCCCUUUUUAGACUUAGAAAAUCAUGGGUAGGACAAUAUUUCUAUUAUACAAAAAAAAUCAGAUGAGCGUCAGCACCCGCAAGGCGGUGCUCUUGUUUUACACUUUGGUAACCUUGAACGAGACUUUAGUAACCUUGAACGAGAGUGCCUCUAGCUUUAUGUCAGAUUUUGCAGAAUAUAGAAAGAAAUUGCAUUGCUAGUGAACAAACAAUCAUCAGUUUAGUUACGACAGUAUUUUUAGCUCACCUGUCACAAAGUGACAAGGUGAGCUUUUGUGAUCGCGCGGUGUCCGUCGUCCGUCGUCCGUCCGUGCGUCCGUCCGUGCGUGCGUCCGUAAACUUUUGCUUGUGACCACUCUAGAGGUCACAUUUUUCAUGGGAUCUUUAUGAAAGUUGGUCAGAAUGUUCAUCUUGAUGAUAUCUAGGUCAAGUUCGAAACUGGGUCACGUGCCAUCAAAAACUAGGUCAGUAGGUCUAAAAAUAGAAAAACCUUGUGACCUCUCUAGAGGCCAUAUAUUUCAAAAGAUCUUCAUGAAAAUUGGUUAGAAUGUUCACCUUGAUGAUAUCUAGGUCAAGUUCGAAACUGGGUCACGUGGGGUCAAACACUAGGUCAGUAGGUCUAAAAAUAGAAAAACCUUGUGACCUCUCUA